GACGGGGAGACACCCACUACCCCGAAGCCCCGACGCAGCGUAGCCCUUGCUCUCGCUUGCUCCUUGCUUUGGGGAUCGCCCCUGUGGUCUCCGGCCGCUCGUCCUCCUUGCACGUUGAGCAACUUGAUCGGUUGAAAUAGCAAGAUCUUCAAAUUCCUAAAGACAACGGCAAUGUGGGGAACUGCCAAGAGGCGGCUUCGAUGGGAAAGUACUAUUUGCUCGCAUUCUUCUGUCAUAGUUGAAGUUUUACUUGUAUCAUACCAAAAGGUUUCUGGAGGUUUUAGGGGCUCUCAGACAUCUUGGAUUUGAUGGCUGAACAUUUGGCUUCGAUCUUUGGCACGGAAAAGGACAGAGUCAACUGCCCCUUCUACUUCAAGAUUGGGGCUUGUCGCCAUGGGGAUCGAUGCUCCCGCCUCCACAACCGUCCCACGAUAUCACCGACCAUUCUCCUCUCUAAUAUGUAUCAGCGCCCAGACAUGAUCACUCCAGGUGUCGAUGCUCAGGGCCAGCCGAUUGACCCUCGGAAGAUACAAGAGCACUUUGAGGACUUCUAUGAAGACAUCUUUGAGGAGCUCGGCAAGUUUGGCGAGAUUGAGAACCUUAAUGUUUGUGACAACCUUGCUGAUCAUAUGAUUGGGAAUGUCUAUGUUCAAUAUAGAGAAGAGGACCAAGCAUCUGCUGCUAUGAGGGCCCUGCAGGGCAGGUUUUACUCGGGGCGCCCUAUAAUUGUGGACUUUUCUCCUGUCACAGACUUUAGAGAAGCCACAUGCCGACAGUAUGAGGAGAAUAGUUGCAACCGUGGUGGAUACUGCAAUUUCAUGCAUGUGAAGCAGAUUGGUAGGGAGCUCCGGAGGAAACUAUUUGGGCGGUACAGGAGGCCCAACACACGAAGAAGUCGAAGUCGCAGUCACAGUCCAAGCCCACAUUAUAAAAGGGGAUCCCGUGAUCAUGGUGAUUAUCGUGACCGUGGUGACCAUCGGGACAAUGGGCAGAGGAGUGGUGAUGGACAUGGAAGCCAUGAUAGAGAUGGGGGAAGGCGGCGGCAUGGAAGUCCAAAACGUACAAAGAGCCUGAUAAGGGAAGGAAGCGAGGAACGGAGAGCUAGGAUUGAGCAAUGGAACCGGGAAAGAGAAGAGAAGCAUGGAUGAGCUGGGUCAGGUGUUUUGUUUUUUCUCUUGUUGAAUCAGAAUCUGGUCCAGCCAUUUUUAUUAAGUCCUUGGACGUCAAAAGUUCUCUUUAUGCUUCAACUAUUUGAAUGAACUUUCUGGCUUGUUGCAUCUCCACUUCAAUUUUUCAUGCUAUUGUUCUUGUUCAUUCGUACUCAAUGUACCUAUUAUAAGAUUAUGUACUUUUAUGUA
Messenger RNA from Musa acuminata AAA Group (dessert banana), 1358 nucleotides. RefSeq names its product splicing factor U2af small subunit B. The record is from RefSeq and is a predicted model, not a curated record. The transcript has 3 exons. Bases 309 to 1148 code for a protein of 279 amino acids. Gene Ontology annotation, biological process: mRNA splicing, via spliceosome. Gene Ontology annotation, cellular component: U2AF complex; spliceosomal complex. Lineage: Eukaryota; Viridiplantae; Streptophyta; Magnoliopsida; Zingiberales; Musaceae. Gene Ontology annotation, molecular function: metal ion binding; pre-mRNA 3'-splice site binding.